AUGGGUCAAAGCAUUCCAUGCACCUUCCAGAAUUGCAAAACGACCAUCUACCAUAACGGGGCCUAUGCAGGCUGCGGUUGCUACAAGGGCAUCCGUUCCUACAUCUACCACGGAGGUAUUUGCAUUCAUGCUGGCGGAUUCGAUCCCUCUGGUUUUCCUGGUAGACCAGUGCUCAACUAUUCCAUGGAUCCUAACUUCGGAAUCCAGGACUCGGGAUGCAGUAGUCUUGAGAUGAUGGGCUUUAGUGGGGGCAACAUGAUAAACCAGUUUGGAGGCGGCUAUAGCUAUGACUACCCCAAAGACAGUGACUAUGGGCGGGAGAUGAUGGUAUAUGCCUCCCAUGGUCGGCCGAGCCAACAGAAGUGCAGCUACUGUCCUGAAGGCGAGUGUGCUAUAGAAAAGAAUGCAAUCGAAUCAUUCAUACUUAAACGAAUGAUCGGAGUAGGUGGACACCUUAGAUACGUAAGAUAA
Molecule: messenger RNA, 471 nt
Organism: Echinococcus granulosus
Lineage: Eukaryota; Metazoa; Platyhelminthes; Cestoda; Cyclophyllidea; Taeniidae
Exons: 2
Coding region: 1-471 (156 amino acids)
Source: RefSeq, a predicted model, not a curated record